This is a messenger RNA of Penicillium macrosclerotiorum, 2496 nucleotides long. Its product is annotated as threonine/serine exporter family protein. The coding region runs from base 1 to 2496 and encodes 831 amino acids. The record is from RefSeq and is a predicted model, not a curated record. Gene Ontology annotation, molecular function: transmembrane transporter activity. NCBI's taxonomy places the organism in Eukaryota, Fungi, Ascomycota, Eurotiomycetes, Eurotiales, Aspergillaceae. Gene Ontology annotation, biological process: transmembrane transport. The transcript has a single exon.
AUGUCCGAACGGGACCCGAAUAAUGAUGACUCGUCAAUGGGCAGCGAGAAGUAUCACGCCGAUGACUCUGCAGGACAUGAGACCUCCGACGAAGCCGUUCGUCAGAACGACUGUCCAAGCCCAGAGGACUCACCGGAUCAACCACACAUUCGAUUUCGUCCAAACGUGGCCGCUAUCCAGGAUGCAGCCCGCCAGCAUCCAUCCGAAGACGUUCAAUCCGAAUGGGAGCACUCCCAGCGUGAAGGACAGGCUCAUCGCCCCUCCUUGCCUUACGCUCACGAAUCCGCCGACAUCGCCGACACGCCCCCGCACGAUCGCACCCAAACGGAGCAAGUCGAUUUCGGCAACCGCGAAAAGCCAGUCUCGCCUCCCGCCCCAGACACCGGCCGUGAAACCAAGGCCGUAGACACGCUCAACCUCGAGUGCACGCGCAACCGGCUUCGCAACGCCAGCCAGCGGUUCAAGGAACGCGCCUCCCGACUCGGCGAGCGUCUGGGCCGCCCGACGACCGGCGGCGACGACCUCCACCCGGGCGUGUACCACGGGGACUGGGCAUCUGGUGGGGAAGUGCCGCUGUCGGACGUAACGGACAACAAGCACAAGAGCGAGGAGGAGAAGCGGGCGCACCAGGCGGAGAGCAGCUCAGAGGCACACCGGCUAGUGCGCGAUCUGACGCAGGACCAUUCAAGCAAGCGGCGCAAGACGCGCGGGAGACCCUAUCCGCAUGGCGGCACAGAGUUCGCAGGCGAAGCGGACGAGUCAAGUCUCGAGUCUGGGCUGCGGUAUCGCUCCGGUGGCGGCGGCAUCUUGUCACAGUUAAUCAAGCUCAAUGGUGGGCCGGCUGGGCCCGUGGGUAUGUCGCGGACGCCAAGCCAGUCGUCAAUGGAGUCGACUUCCAGCGCCGCCAGUGGGAGCACGGAAUCAGAGGAGGGCAAAAGGGGGAAAAAGCAGAAGCCAAAGUGGUACAAGAAGCCGCAGAAUACCUCGACGUCGACAUUGAUCGGGGGUGCGGGCAGUUUGAGUGGUGCGAGCACACCCGUCUCGAGCGAAGUCCUGUCAGCAGCAUCGGAGCGACGAGGGAAACAAGCAGAGCGCAAAGUGCGACUCGAAGAUGAGAUUCGCGUGACGGUGCACAUUGCCGAGAUCAUCUGUCGCCAGCGGUAUAUCAUGCAGUUGUGCCGGGCGCUGAUGACGUUCGGCGCACCCACUCAUCGCCUCGAGGAAUAUAUGCAGAUGACGGCCAAAGUACUCGAGGUGGACAGCCAGUUCUUGUAUCUGCCGGGCUGCAUGAUCAUGUCGUUCGACGAUCCCUCUACGCGGACGACGGAGGUCAAGUUGGUUCGAGUGGCGCAGGGCGUCGAUCUGGCACGUCUCUCGGACACGCAUCUCAUCUAUAAGAACGUCAUUCACGAUGUGAUCGGGAUCGAAGAAGCCGUGCAGGAGCUAGACGAGGUUAUGAAGAAGAAACCGCGGUAUAACAAGCUGAUCGUCGUGCUGGUUUAUGGCCUGGCAACCGCCACCGUCGGCCCCUUCGCGUUCAAUGCCCGUCCUAUCGACAUGCCAAUCAUCUUCCUCAAUGGGCUGCUGGUUGGAUUGAUGCAACAUGUGGCGGCGCCGCGCUCAGUAUUGUAUUCAAAUGUUUUUGAAGUCACCUCGACGGUCGUGACCUCGUUUCUGGCCCGGGCCUUUGGCAGCAUCCCACGAAUCAUCGUCGACGGCAAACGACAGUAUCUCUUCUGCUUCUCCGCGAUUGCGCAGGCUUCAAUUGCCUUGAUACUGCCCGGCUUCCUCGUACUGUGUAGCAGCUUAGAGCUGCAGUCACACCAAAUUAUCGCCGGGUCCAUCCGGAUGGUCUAUGCGAUUAUCUUCUCGCUGUUCAUAGGCUACGGAAUUACCGUUGGCACUACGAUCUAUGGUCUCAUGGACAACGAAGCGGUGUCUGAUCUGCAAUGCCCGAAGACAGGCGCGUUUCCGAAUCCCUAUGUCGCCCGCUUCCCCUUUGUACUGAUCAUGACCGUUUGGUUAUUGAUCAUUAACCAGGGCAAGUGGAAGCAACUACCGCCGAUGACCAUCAUUGCGAUGUCGGGGUACGUGACGAACUACUUCAGCACGAAGCGACUCGGGUCAAAUUCUCAGGUUGCCAAUACCGUGGGCGCUUUCACGGUGGGGAUCAUGGGUAAUCUGUAUAGUCGGUUUUGGCAUGGCCACGCAGCGACGGCUAUCCUACCGGGCAUCUUCAUUUUGGUGCCGUCCGGGCUAGCGGCGACGGGGUCGUUGAUCUCGGGCGUACAGUCCGCCGAUGCGAUUCGACAGAAUGUGUCAUCGCAUGGGCAACCGAGCUCGGCACCAGGGGCGGGUUUGGCCUCCAGCAGUUCGGUGUUCAGCUUGGGCUUUGGCAUGAUCCAGGUGGCAAUUGGCAUCACGAUUGGCCUGUUUAUUGCGGCCCUCGUGGUGUAUCCCUACGGGAAACGCCGGAGUGGACUGUUCAGUUUCUAA